GAGCAGGGAUGUAAGUUAGACAAGAAUAUCUCUGAUUGAGUGAUUGAGGUGUUGUGUUGCUGGAUGUAAUAAUGAACAUAGUGGUCGUCAUUUACUCCCGACAUCUGAGCCGCUGAAGAUGCAGUAGAUUACGUUUGUUUGAUGGGAAUGCACCUCCCGAUCUACAUAUAUCCAUCUAUGUUCACGCAAAUCAUUCAUGAUCCAGCUUCACUUACAGCAGAAGCUAUGUGGCUGUAAUCUCACUGCUGAAUCCUGUGAGAGUUUGUCAUCAGCUCUACAAUCCUCAAACUCUGUCCUGAAAGAGCUGGACCUGAGUAACAAUGACCUGCAGGAUUCAGGAGUGAAUCUCCUUUCUGAUGGACUGAAGAGAAACUGUCAGCUGGAGAUACUGAGACUUUCCAUAUGUAAUCUCACUGCUCGAUCCUGUGAGAGUUUGUCAUCAGUUUUACAAUCCUCAAACUCCCGUCUGAAAGAGCUGGACCUGAGUAACAAUGACCUGCAGGAUUCAGGAGUGAAUCUCCUUUCUGAUGGACUGAAGAGUCCAAACUGUCAGCUGGAGAUACUGAGGUAAACUGUUUUCCAUAAAAUAAUUAACAACAUGCUACCACGUUUUGUUUGAGAGUGAAUCAUGACACUCUGUUCAUUAACACAGUAAAUUCUGCUUCACACGGUCUCUGUUUCAUGCAAGUGCUGUGAGUUUAAAUCAACAUGGAUAAAUGUGGAUUUGAAAAUGUGAAAUGCCCCAAACAUCUUCCCAAAUCUGUAAUGAGAAUUGUUAUAGAUCUGUUAAAACAACAAGAAGCUUUAACAUUUAGAUAUUAAGAUAGACAUCAAUAUUAGUAUUGUAAUUUUACUGUCAGUCACUGUUCAUUUUGACAGCAAAUUUUAAUUUAGUCUUAGUCAUAGUCUUUUGACUAAAACUAAAACAAUUCAGAUGACUAGAAUAUGACUAAACUAAAAGGCAUUUUAGUCAAGUUUUAGUUGAGUAAAUAUCAUAAGAUUUUAGUCGACUAUAUCUACAGUAGAUUUAGUUGGCUAAAAUCGAAUGGGUUUAGUUACAGUGUAAUGCAUUUAUUAAGCAUUUGUCUAAAAUGACCAAACUCUUUGUAUAGGUUUGAUAUUAAGGUUUUAUCAUGACAGACAGAGUUAACUGCAGUGACACACAACAUGCAUUAAUCAGUCCCUCCAGGAUUUGGCGAUUCAAAUGUCUGAUUUUGUGGUGGUAAUUUCCAACAAUUUGCACAAAAUUUGCGAUGUUUUUUUAUAAUUAUGAUAGCACAUUAACCAGAUUGUAUUAUGUUAGUUUCACAAUAGUCUUAAAUGACAUAAAGAACAAACAAAAUGUAUGACGUUUGUUUAUUUUGCUAAGAAACAAAUGACAACAGGACAAAUAAGUACAAUAUAAAGGUAGAUAAAAACUAUUAUUUUUGCUGCUGCUGCUACUGUUGUUUCAUGAAUUUUAAGAAACCACAGUAGACUUACAGCAGGAUCUCCAACCUCUUUUACACCACGGACCGGUUACGGUUUGAAAAUAUUUUCAUGAACCACAAUGGAUUAUAGGCUUGAAAUUAAAAUUAUUAAGACUAUUAGACAGUUAUAUACCAUUAUCAGCACAUGUUGAAG
Labeo rohita (rohu) is the source of this 1623-nucleotide messenger RNA. Its product is annotated as ribonuclease inhibitor-like. Lineage: Eukaryota; Metazoa; Chordata; Actinopteri; Cypriniformes; Cyprinidae. The transcript is spliced from 3 exons. Bases 197 to 571 code for a protein of 124 amino acids. Gene Ontology annotation, molecular function: protein binding. The record is from RefSeq and is a predicted model, not a curated record.